Messenger RNA from Trachemys scripta elegans, 1942 nucleotides. It is a transcript of the gene AGMO, whose product is annotated as alkylglycerol monooxygenase. The transcript has 13 exons. NCBI's taxonomy places the organism in Eukaryota, Metazoa, Chordata, Testudines, Emydidae. Gene Ontology annotation, molecular function: iron ion binding; oxidoreductase activity. Gene Ontology annotation, biological process: lipid biosynthetic process. The record is from RefSeq and is a predicted model, not a curated record. Bases 245 to 1591 code for a protein of 448 amino acids. Gene Ontology annotation, cellular component: endoplasmic reticulum.
UUUUUACAUCCGAGCCCUGGGGGAACGUGUCCUGCGUGCUCCCCCGGGCAGGCCGCCGGCUGUGUGCUGGCCUGAAGGAAAGGGGAGGGAUGAGGGAACUGCAGGCUCGGGCUCAAGCAGAGGGGGAUGGGAGCGGGCUGCGGUAUUCACCUGCUUAGCGGGUUGGUUUCCGCCUCUUCCCCGCAGACGGACUUUCGCCCUGGGAUUUUCUCCCCUCCCUAUCGCUAGGGAGGCAGCCGGAGCCAUGGACGGCCUCGCAGCUCCGCAGGGAGGCCUCUCGGUGUCCCAGCAGGUCCGCGCGAUGUUCUAUGUCCUGCAGCCCAAUGAAAGCUCCUUCGCCAGCCUCGAGGAGGUGCCCGAUUAUGUGAAUAAGGCUACGCCGCUUUUCAUUGUCUUGAUGCUGUUGGAGUUUGUUGUCAGUUGGGUUUGGAGGCAUCAGGCACCAGGACUGAUCAAUGAUAGCAUAACUUCUCUCUCUGCAGGAGUCCUGUCUCGACUUCCAGAUGUUGUGUCCAGAAGCCUCGAGUUAACUACCUACAUCUAUGUGUGGGAUAACUACAGACUCUUUGAACUGCUGUGGGACUCACCAUGGACAUGGUAUUUGACAUUCCUAGGAGUAGACUUUGGAUACUACUGGUUCCAUCGCAUGGCCCAUGAGGUUAAUAUAUUGUGGGCAGCACACCAAGUACAUCAUAGUUCUGAAGCUUAUAACUUAUCCACAGCACUGAGACAAUCUGUACUGCAGAGAUACGCUUCUUGGGUUUUCUACUUGCCUAUGGCUCUUUUUAUUCCUCCGUCAGUAUAUGCUGUUCAUCUCCAGUUUAAUCUCCUUUACCAGUUUUGGAUACAUACAGAGGUAGUUAACACCCUUGGACCUCUGGAGCUGAUUCUUAAUACUCCCAGUCACCACAGAGUUCACCAUGGCAGAAAUCCUUACUGCAUUGACAAAAAUUAUGGUGGUACCCUCAUUAUUUGGGACAGAAUUUUUGGAACAUUUGUAGCAGAAAAUGAUAAAGUUAUAUAUGGCCUAACACACCCAAUAAAUACAUUUGAACCUUUCAAGGUCCAGUUAUGUCACUUGGCUUAUAUAUGGAGCACAUUUUGGGCCACACCUGGAUUCAGUAAUAAACUCUCUGUAAUAUUCAAAGGCCCAGGUUGGGGACCAGGAAAACCUAGACUCGGCCUUCCUGAGGAAAUCCCAGUGAUCACUGGAAAAGAGGUUCCAUUCAAUCCCAGAUUGCCAAUAUAUCUUUCUGUCUAUGCAGUAGUACAUUUUGCCUUGAUGCUGGGCUUUUAUGUGGACCUGUUUGAGACCCAGGCUACAUUAUCACAGGUAACUCUUCUCCUGAGGAUUGGCUACAUUAUCCUGACAUUGACCUCCAUUGGAUUCCUUUUGGAGCAAAGGCCCAAAGCAGCUAGUUUGGAAGUUGUCCGCUGCUCAGUCUUUCUAGCUCUGCACAAACUUAGUUACCUGAAAAUAUACAUUGCUUCCUUGGCAUUUCCUUAUGAGGUUUUAUUUUCGCUCUGCAUUGCAUUCUGGGGAGUACAAAUUAUGAAGCAACUGAUCUCAAGUACAGCAAAACAUCACUGAAUUAUGGAAAGAGCCCUUUGGAAUAUGCUUCGAAGUUUCUUGGAAUAAGUUGGCGGUGCCUCUUUCUGAAAUGCAAGCAUUUCACAUAGGCUAGGUAGGAAUCAUGAUGUUUUAUGAAGGUUUGAAAGAUGCAUUAAAAAUGGUCAUCUGUUUUUAUUUGAUCUUUUAAAUAUUUAUUCUCCUGCCUACCCACGUUAAAUUAAGGAUCCCUCUAUUUUUUUCUUGUGCUUUCACCGCUUUUUUUUUUUUUACAUUCAAGGGAUCACAUUCUUAAAAAGCAUGUAAAAAUAAUAGCAUUUUUCAAUCACUUUAUUAGUAUGUAACCAUAUGUGCAAAGCAUUCUUUACAAUA